AGCAGCAGUCAGUCGGAGUACCCCUCGACGGUGACCGUAAUCUCUUCCCCUCUCUUUCGCUUGCGCUUCUUCUUCUGGCCCCCUCCCCCUUCGUCCUUCAUGCAAACCACCAAAUUCCUCUCCCCCCUCCGCCACUACGUAAACAUACCAUCUCUACUCCGGCAAACCACCCAGCAGAAAUCCUUUUCGCAAAGUGUACGAGCCAUGGCCGACUAUAAGCUCAAGUCUGUCUCCUCGCUGUCCCUCAAACCGGGAGACAAGCAGGAGGUCGAAGUUGAAGGCAUCGAGGGCGCAAAGGUCCUCCUCGUCAACGCUGGCGGCAGCAUCCAGGCGGUUGGCCCCAAAUGCACCCACUUUGGCGCACCACUCGUAAAGGGAGUCUUGACUACCUCUGGUCGCUUGACGUGUCCCUGGCACGGAGCCUGCUUCAACGCUAAAACUGGUGACGUCGAAGAUGCCCCAGCCCUCGACGCCCUUCCCGUCUUCAAAGUCACCGAGCGCGACGGCGCAGUUUACAUCUCUGGCGAAGAGGCCGCCAUCAAGGGAGGCCGCCGUAAGCCCAACUUCAAGUGCAACGCCGCUGGCGGGGCCGACCAGGACAAGGUCGUCAUCGUUGGUGGAGGUUCCGGUGCCCUAGGAGCUGUCGAGGGUCUGCGCAACGGCGGCUACGACGGUCCUUUGACCAUCGUCUCCUCUGAAGGCUACUUUCCCAUUGAUCGCACAAAGCUGUCCAAGGCGCUCCUGACCGACGUCAACGCCUUGCAAUGGCGUGAUGAGGCCUGGUACAAGAGCGGCUCUAUCGACUGGGUCGCCGACGAGGUCACCAACGUCGACUUCUCUGACCGCAAGGUGACCACCAAGAAGGGCAACGACAUCCCCUACACCAAGCUGAUCUUGGCCACCGGCGGCACGCCCAGAAACCUGCCUCUCCAGGGCUUCAAAGUGCUAGGCAACAUCUUCACCCUCAGAACCGCCCACGACACCCAGAAGAUUGCCAAGGCCAUCGGCGACAAGGGCAAGAAAAUCGUCAUUGUCGGAUCCUCUUUCAUCGGCAUGGAGGUUGCCAACGCCACCGCCAAGGAAAAUACCGUGACCGUCAUCGGCAUGGAAAAGGUCCCCUUGGAAAGAGUUCUUGGAGAAAAGAUUGGCGCCGGCAUCCAGAAGAGUCUGGAGAAGAAUGGCGUCAAGUUUCAUCUGAACGCUGGCGUUGACAAGGCCGAACCAUCAGCCACGGACGCUGCCAAUGUCGGCGCGGUUUACCUUAAGGACGGCACUAAACUCGAGGCCGAUUUGGUCAUCCUCGGCGUUGGCGUUGCUCCCGCUACAGAGUUCUUGAGGGAGAACAAGGUCAUUAGACUGGAGAAGGACGGCUCGAUCAAGACCAACGAGAACUUUGAGGUGGUUGGCCUCAAGGACGUGUACGCCAUCGGCGACAUUGCGACAUACCCCUACCACGGCCCUGGAGGCGACGGCCGGUACACUCGCAUCGAGCACUGGAACGUCGCUCAGAACGCAGGUCGCUCCGUUGCAAACAACAUUAUCAACUCGGCCGUCAAGACGCCGCACUUCAUUCCCGUCUUCUGGUCUGCACUGGGCUCGCAGCUGAGAUACUGCGGCAACACCGUUGGCGGAUGGGACGAUGUUGUGAUUCAGGGUAACGUAGAGGAGUCGGCCUUUGUCGCGUACUACACAAACGGCGAGACAGUCGUCGCCGUGGCAUCGAUGGGCAAGGACCCUGCCAUGGUCCAAUCGGCAGAGUUGAUGUCACUCGGAAAGAUGCCUACGAAAUCGGAGCUGGCCAAAGGCCUUGACAUCAACACCAUCGGCCCACUGGAGGCAUAA
This is a messenger RNA of Colletotrichum orchidophilum, 1842 nucleotides long. RefSeq lists its product as uncharacterized. The record is from RefSeq and is a predicted model, not a curated record. Gene Ontology annotation, cellular component: cytoplasm. NCBI's taxonomy places the organism in Eukaryota, Fungi, Ascomycota, Sordariomycetes, Glomerellales, Glomerellaceae. Gene Ontology annotation, molecular function: oxidoreductase activity, acting on NAD(P)H; flavin adenine dinucleotide binding; 2 iron, 2 sulfur cluster binding. The transcript is spliced from 2 exons. The annotation marks the transcript as partial.